Molecule: messenger RNA, 1055 nt
Organism: Pleuronectes platessa (European plaice)
Lineage: Eukaryota; Metazoa; Chordata; Actinopteri; Pleuronectiformes; Pleuronectidae
Exons: 6
Coding region: 142-666 (174 amino acids)
Source: RefSeq, a predicted model, not a curated record
GAGGGCUUGCGGUGGGCUGUUUGUCUGCGUGAAGCUGGCAUGGCCUCCCUGUUCCCCUGCAUCUGUUCCCCAUUAGCAGAGCCGAGAGUAUAAAGCAGGGAGCUGACAGGGGCUGGGAACAGUCUCACUCUCGUCUGGAUCAUGGGGUUUACUAUCUGGCUGUGCGUGCUCUGUCUGCAGACGAGCCUGCUGUCACACGCUCUCGACUGCUCAGGGGCGACUCAGGGAGAGUCUUGUCUCGGCGGACAGACCGCAGACGAACAGUAUGGUGAUGAGAAGCAGCAGAGGGCAGUACCCUCAUCUGAAGGACUGGUUCUGUUCAGACGUAAGAGGCAGUUGGAACGCAGGGGUCCCACCCACCUGAGUCACUCCAGCCGGCCCGGGGCCAUCUCUGUCAAAGGCUUCCCGAACACUCUCAUCCAGGCUGACAGGUCCAGACGACACUUGGUUCAAGCUUCAAAUAAGAAAAAGAAGUAUAUAUCCCGUAUCGGCUCUUUGUCGCUCCUCAGCAAUGACAAGAAAUCCAACCCCUUACAGGUGAUCAGAGCGAGGAGACAGGUGAUGCCCGACCCACCUAAGAAGGGCAAGACGGAACGUUCUGGGGCUUUCUCUGUCCUGGGAGACCCACAGACCGAAGAGAAAAACCGAGUCAAGAGAAGCAUAUAGGAGACGAGUGCUGGGAAAUAAAAAUGUUCCUGACAAAGACUGUGUCCACUUUUAGCAGAAAACAAUUAAACUAGCUGAAGAUUUGUGUGAAUGUGGAUUAACAGCUUUGAUGUGUAUUUAGAUGUGUGUGUGUCCAGAAUUACUAUAUCUGUAGUUUACAAUCAUCAGCCAGAUACUUUUUUAUAUGCUAUUUUAAGUUUCUAAUAUAUUCCUGCAUGUUAUCACGAGAAGAUCCAUUAUCAAUAUUCCCGUCCGGCACUUUGUUGUAACCUAUUUAAUCACAGAUUCCUUAGAGAUCGGGGGGGUAUAUUUUUGCAGAAACAUUUCUUGUGUUGUUGUAUCAGUUUUCAGAAAAGAAACGUUUAGUAAAAACACAUGCUGUAAAAGUC